Symbiodinium sp. CCMP2592 is the source of this 3237-nucleotide messenger RNA. The record is from the annotation of a GenBank genome assembly. NCBI's taxonomy places the organism in Eukaryota, Dinophyceae, Suessiales, Symbiodiniaceae.
AUGGAUCGGGCUUCUAAACUGCAGAAGCUGGAGGAUGUGCGACGAAAGGUGCCGGCCAUGUCGAAAUCAGCCAUGGCGGGCUUACUGAAAGAGAUUGAGGCAAGUGGCCUCCCGGAGUUGAAGGGCCGCCGCCAUAUUAAAGAAGCAACAGAGCACACUGUGUGUCAGCACUCUGCAUAUGGCCCCAUGCUGCAAACAGUGACUGUAGAAGGUUUGGAUGGUUGCCCAGUGCAAGUCCUCUUAGCCAAUUUCUUCAGCUUGUUGCAAGCAGUGUGGACUGUGUCCGACAGCUUCCGGGUUUUGGUGCAGAGGAGUACAAGCAGCCGGCAGGCUUCGAAGCUGGUAUAUUACACAGACGAAAUAAACUGUGGCAACCCACUUGCUGCCGAUGCAUCUCGCAAACUAUGGGCGGUCUACAUCAGUUUCAUGGACUUCAAAGCUCAUGCCCUGUCCAAAGAACAAAGCUGGCUACCAAUGACAAUCAUGCGAUCCAAAGCUGUGGCCAACAUGCCUGGUGGGGCGAGCCAACUGGCUGCAAUUGUUCUACGGAGCAUUUUCAGGCAUGACUUCGUGGAUCCGUCCCUGGGUUUCCAGCUCAAGGCACCAGAUGGCACCUUGCACCGCAUGAGGUUCGAGCUCGGUGCCUUCUGCCAAGAUGGGCAGGCACAUAAGAUGCUGUUUUCAGUGAAAGGAGACGGCGGGACGAGAUGCUGUGCAUUGUGCAAUGUCGUGGCGAACGGCUCGGUGGACAACGAGGCCACAGUCAUCAUGAACCAAGCCACGGCAGAAGAUCAGCUGGUGCUCACCACGGAUUCGUCGUUCGCCCAGUCCAUCGUUACAUUGGUGCAGAAAAAAGCGACGUUGUCCAAGGCGAAUUUCGCCGUGUGGGAGCAAGCCUCCGGACUUGUCUGGAAUGAGCAUUGUCUCAUUUAUCAGCCAGACCUCUGCAACCUGGUCAAGCCCGUGUCUCAAUGGAAUCGAGUUAUGUGGCUGGUCCUGACACAGGUGGAGCAGCAACUGGGACGGGACGUGUACCAUACGUGCUGUGAGUACAUGAAAAGCUGGGUCUUGCCGAAAGCACGAUCUGAGAAUCUUCCUUCGCUUUUCGCACCGAAGCGAAAGCAGGGAAACAAAGAUGCCAACACUUUCAAGUGCACUGCUUCCGAAGGCCUGUCAGUUAUGAUUCCUUUUCUGUUUUUUUUGCUGCAAGUCAUCGGGCCAUUGGGGAUCUGCAAGGAGCAGAUAGCUGCUUAUGCUUGCUUGGUGGAUGUCUUGGAGUUGCUUCAGGCCACAGCCUUGGGAACGAUCACCCCGACCAUGCUUGCAACAGCUAUUACAGCUUUCCUGGAAGCAUGUCAGACUGCAGACUGGAGGGAGGACUUCCACCCGAAGUUCCAUUGGAUCAUCCACAUGCCUCGGCAAUUAGCCCGCUGGGGCUUUUUACCCAGCUGCUUCGUCCAAGAACGUAAACACAAAGUCGCCAAAAGGUACGGAGGUCGGAUUUUCAAUACACAAGGCUUUGAAAAGACGGUGAUGCUGGACCUGCUGGGCCACAACAUUGCAGACCUUCAAGAACCCGACCUUUUUGGAACAGCUGGCAAGCUAGUGCAGAAGUGCAAGGCCCCCAACAAGAUGGUUCAGUUUAUCACUGAAUGCAUGGGGUACCAGGCCGAGGAAAUCUUCACUUGUUCUUCAGUUCAGCUGGAGCCUGCAGGCCAUUGUCAUCGAGGCGACUUGGUGCUCAUGCGGCACGGAAUGCAGAUUGCCGAAGUUUGGUUUCAUUGCUCCUUCGAUGGGGAGUUGUUUUCUUUGGUCUCCUUUCUUGAGACGUUGAAGAAGGACCAGCAUAGCUGCACCUGCAAGAAGUCUGAACAGACAAUGGUGGUGAGCACGGCCGAGAUCAAAAGCUCUUUAUCCUACAGCCGCCUCGACGAUGUUUAUAUGCGGGUAGCCAUUCCCCUGCCGCAUCGGUUGGACGCCAGCGAUGGGGAUGACGACAAUCCCGCAGGAUGCAAUAUCAGCGAUGGCAUCAGGGAUUUAAGCGUUUAUGACUUGGAUUGGACGCGCCUGCCACAUUCCCCACUCGGAAGAGAUGGGUAUACAGCAAUACCAGAUCUACCGCAGUGGUGUACGGGUGAACUUUGUGUAGAUGGUUCUGGGGCGUUGUGUGGGUUUGGGCCGCGUGACGUCCAGCCAACCGUCCACAAGGUCCUAGCCACCAAGCUAGGAGGAGAGCACGAAACCACAGUGCCCAAUAGUGUUGCAGUCCCAGCAACCGCCUUCCGGGAGGGUGGGACCCACAACACACGCCGACGUCUGACGGCAAACCUCCUUUUCCAACUGUUGUUGUGGCUGCUCGUACUUGUCGUCCUUCGCAUAAGCUUGCCUUCACUUUGCACCGGCGUGUUCAGGACACUGCCCUCAGCAGCUACAGGCACUCCAGUACCGUACUGGGUUGAGGAGGAGCCGUGCGUUAGGUUGCUUGGUUUUAGUGGCACAGUACCAGGACCUCCAGUCCAGGAGGAGUCCCAACAACUUUUCGCAGGAAGUGUGCCGCUCAAACUUUUGUGUUUUGCCGCAGUACCGAAAGGCCUUGUGACAGCAGCCUUUUGGAGCGUGCUCGGGUUUAACCUGUUCCGCACUGCGGAAGCAAGUGCAGUUGGUCAACGUGAUCAGCCGGUGAGUGCUUUAUUCAGGCUUGUUUUCUUCCUGCAAGUCAUAGUCAUAGGCGCUGCUAGCCAGGCAGCAGACGAGGAAGAAGACUUGUCUCUCCCUGUGUCGCUUGAUGCAGAUUUGAUGUUGGCAGUAUCCAUCAUUUGCAUUGGCAUUUGCUUCAUUGCAGUGUGGGAGUUCUGCAAGUGGUGCCUUCAAGGCGUCAUCUCCCGCCGAAAGGCAGGGACACCCGUGUUGUCCCUGAGCCCCCGCAAGGCGCGUAAGUUACAGCGCCUUCGAGAUCAAACUGCGCAGGCCAUCCAGGCCGAGAUCUCUGCACGUGAGGAGGCAGCAAGCUCGCAGUCUGUUGCUGCAGUGCCCAGACACCGCCCCUCACAAACAACUCGCACGCGUGAGCAGGCAGGUGGAGCACCAACGCGCUACUUUGCAACACCCGAGGGGACCAAGCUCCACCGCACUAAGACCUGUUCCACGCUCGCCCACUCGCACAGGUUUGUUGAGUUUCAAGUGUGCCAGCAGUGCCACCGGAGUGCUGCCGACCACACCCAGCACAGCACAGGGUAG